UUAUCUCAUUCAAGCACAGUUCUCCCACAGAUAUAUAAGCAAAGCCAGUGUGGUGGUCCCUGCAGAGCUGGCUUCAGCACUUGGGAGGUUCAGUCAUACAGGAGUGCAGCCUUCAAACACCAGCAAAUAUGAUGAUGAUGAAAGUAGAAGAGCUGGUGACUGGGAAGAAGGGGGAUGAUAAAGAGACUAGCAGUUUCCUCCCUGAGGACUUCAAAAAUGGAGAGUAUGAAGCUGCUGUAAGAUUAGAGAAGCAGGAGGACCUAAAGACCGUCCCUGAACACUCACUGAAUCGAGGUGAUCUGGCUUAUGAGAAGGAGAAAAAAAUAGAAGCAGAGCUGAAGAAAAAGAAAUUAGAGCAGAGGUCAAAACUUGAAAACUUGGAGGAUCUUGAAAAAAUCAUUCAGUUGAAGAAGAAGAAAAAAUGCAAGAAAGUGAAAGCUCCCAUUGUAAAGGAACCUGAACCAGAAGUUAUUACAGGACCAGUGGAUAUACCCACAUUCUUUAGAGCUGCACUGGAGAAUAAGCUGCUAGUAAUUGAAAAAUACCUGUCAGACAAAGGGGAUCCAAAUGUCUGUGAUCAGUACAAACGCACUGCAUUGCACAGGGCAUGCUCUGAAGGACAUCUAGAGGUGGUGAAAAAGUUGGUGGAAGCUGGAGCCCAGCUUGAACAGAAAGACAUGCUUGAAUCUACAGCCCUGCACUGGGCUUGUCGAGGGGGGAACCUGGAUGUUGUGAAAUUCCUACUGGACAAAGGAAUAAACAGAAAUGCAAGAGACAAGCUGCUCAGCACCCCUUUGCACGUGGCUGUGAGGACGGGUCAGUACGACUGUGGGGAGCACCUCAUCGCCUGUGAAGCAGAUCUCAAUGCCAGAGACAGAGAAGGCGACACACCGCUGCACGAUGCUGUCAGGCUGAACCGCUACAAAAUGAUCAGGCUGCUGAUUCUGUAUGGAGCUGAUCUAACUAUAAAGAACUGCCAAGGGAAAACCCCUAUGGAUCUUGUUCUUCAGUGGCAGAAUGGCACCAAAGAGAUAUUCAACAGCCUGAAAAACAAAUCCUAUAAGAGUGUCCAUCUAGGCAAGCUCUGAAGAGAGAAAGCAGACUGCUAUCUUUUUGCUGCUUUUAAAUGCUUCAAGUGAAUCUGGAGGAAUAUAGUCCUGAACAUAGUAUUUUUAGUGAAAAUAUUUAUGGUACUGGAUUAUUUGAAGUACCUUCACUGAAAACUGCAAAACAAACAUGCAAAGAAAUUACUUCAAAAGGCAGAUUGAGUGUUAAAGUUCCACUGGUCCUAAGAUGACUUUAUUUAUUACUAUUUAUUAUUUAUUUAUUUAAAAAAUAAUUUUUAAUGAUUCUCAGUAUUAUCAUAGCUUUUUUGAUAGAGCUUUACAUCCUAAUGCAACCUCUGCCAGCAACAUAAAUCUUUUUGUCUUAAAUGGCAGUGUUUCCAACUACAUUAGCAACUUCCCUCAAGCCUUCUAAUAGCUCUAAAUAGCAAAUACUUGCAACUGUCACCUCAUCUCAGCCAAAUUCUCAGUAUUAUUAGAAUAUGUUAAAUGAGUGGUGAUACGUGAAGAGCAAUGAAAGUGUACUGAGGUGCCAAGUGGAUUUGAAGAAGUAGUUGAGUAAUGGGGUUUACAUGGGGUUUGGCAAUUGUGGUUGACAACGAGCUCAAGGACAGAGCUCCAACCACCACGUAGCUGUUUGGACUGUGGGAUUCAGGUGCAAUGUUAUGAAGGUGAGAGGAGACAGUAUCAGGAAUGUGAAUUUUUUUAAGAUGGACUACUGUGAAGUCUGAUAAUUGAAGCAAAUUAUGUAUAUUUGUAAAUUUGUACUGCUUUUUCUGUACAUUUUGUACUGAUCUAUUUCAGAUUAAAUAAACAGAGUGGUUCUUUUUA
Messenger RNA from Columba livia (rock pigeon), 1895 nucleotides. RefSeq names its product ankyrin repeat domain 1 (gene ANKRD1). Lineage: Eukaryota; Metazoa; Chordata; Aves; Columbiformes; Columbidae. The transcript is spliced from 9 exons. Gene Ontology annotation, molecular function: protein binding. The coding region runs from base 129 to 1088 and encodes 319 amino acids. The record is from RefSeq and is a predicted model, not a curated record.